Balaenoptera ricei (Rice's whale) is the source of this 1963-nucleotide messenger RNA. RefSeq lists its product as uncharacterized. The record is from RefSeq and is a predicted model, not a curated record. The transcript is spliced from 9 exons. Bases 364 to 1158 code for a protein of 264 amino acids. NCBI's taxonomy places the organism in Eukaryota, Metazoa, Chordata, Mammalia, Artiodactyla, Balaenopteridae.
GACGACUCGUUGACUCGCAUCAGGAAGCGGUCGGAGAUGGGCCGCUGGCAGCCCUCGCAGACGGCGGGAUGCGGGCAGUCGGAGCCUGCAGCGCACAGGACGAGAGCCGGGCCGUCAGCGCCGACCAGCCCGGCCCAGCGUCCCGAUCGCGCGGUGCCCGCAGCUCCGGCCCCAAAGGCGAAGGCAGCCCGGGACCGCCGUCCGCCGCCUGCGCUUCCCCAGCCGCCGCGCCAGGGGCCGGGCAGCCUCAGCUAGUUCGUCCCAGUCGGCGGACUCCGCCGCGGAGAGGCCGCGGGCCUGGAGCCUCAGCUCGGCGCUGCGCGCUCCCCUUCUCCGGAGAUCCGGCGCUUGGUGAUAAUACAUAUGAGAACGAGCACGGCGCGGGGCAGCCGGCUGGGACCGAGACAGGAGAGCUUCAGCGCUAAGAGGAGUGGCCCUGAGCGAGGCCAGACUGCACGGACGGCGGGGAGCGCAGCGGCUCCACCAGGGGACGGCGCCGGCCGGGAGUGGCCGCCCGGGGCCCCCGACUGUCGGCCGAGAGCCAACCGCCUCCUGGUGUCCUGGUGUCUUUGCUGGGACACCCUUCUGGCCCCGCAGACUCAGCACGUCCGCAUCGGAACACCUAACGAGACUUCCUCUUGGGCUGCCCAUCUUGGGGACAUCACCGUCAGCCGCCAACCAGGCGUGAGGCAAACUACUGUUCCUUUUCAAGUCUUGGCUCAGAUGCCACCUCCCUUUGACUCCCCUGGAAGUCUCAGGUGCCCCUUCUCCUAUGGUCCUAGUGGAGCUUAUACAGGCACCAUGAAACUACUCCGAGUUCCUUGGAGCCAUCGCUGCGGGCAGACAUCCUCCGUGGCCGCAGUUUCCGGAAGCCCAAGGUCUGAAAUCACGGUAUCUGCAGAGUUGGUUCCAUCUACAGCCCUGGGAAGAAUCUGUUCCAGCCUCUCUUCUGGCGUGUGGGGUGGUCAUGAUCCUUGGUGUUCCUUGGCUUGUAGCUGUAUCACUCUGACCUCAGCCUCUGUCUCCACGUGGCCUUCUCCCCAUGGGGGUCUCCUCGGGCAAGGUUCUCUCUGGGUGGAUCCAGAAGGUAACAUCCUAUUUUUCAGAAGAGCAGCAUCUUCUCUCCCCAGGAUGAAGACCUAUCAGCUUACGAGGUGAACUUGGAGUCAACUGCUUGCUCCUUAUCACCGUUGUGCUGUUUCCAAGGCCUUUGGAGAGAGACUUGGAACGUUCAGGGGGAAAGAGAAGGCAGCAGGGGACGCUGUGCUCUGGUCAGUCCUUCCGGGAAGGAUGGAGGCUGCUGCCCUUCACGUCUCCGAGAGAACCCCUGCCUCCCCUCCCCACGUGGCCAGAGGGUUUGUGAAAAAAAGCACCGUCCCAGAAAGAAACAGAGGUGGCUCGGUCCCGAGGGGAUCCCACGUGGCUGUCUUUGGACCUCCUAGGGCCCAUCGGAGCUGCCAAAGUGCUUGGUUCUCAGUCAAGGGAGAAAGGCCGUGGGGUGUUACCUGUUGGAGAUGAUCCCACAGCUGGGGAGUGAGGAGAGGUGCAAGGACAGAGCCCGCGAGCCAACACAGCCGGACAGAGGUGAGCGGAGACGUCACCCCUCUGCCGGUUUCGGACCAGCCCCGCCCGUCCAAACGGCAGCAGCAGACACAGGUUCUCCGGGCCCCACGGGGCUCCCCCAAUUCCCCAGAAACAGCCCGCUCAUUUCAGUGGGUACAACUGAGACCGGUUCAUCGGCUCUGUCCUGGGUAAGCACCGAUCCCAAAGGGUCCUCGCGGGGACUUUCCACCCCGCGCCUCCCGGGCCCUGGCGGGUUCCACCAACUAACUGCCUUUUCCUGCCACCUGGCCACGCGGGAAGGCCAGCCCCAGCGGGGAUGUCCUCAGGUCUCGGGGACAGUGGGGAGAGGUGAGCACAUCUCUGAUGCACAGAAAUCAGGAGGUAUCGAAAUGAAGAUCAA